UCGAAAAUCAAAACCCACUUGGAGGUUUACGGGAUUCUUUCGGAAGAAGGAAAAUGGCGGAGGUUUUAGCCGGAGUGUCUCAGGCGUCAUUAGUUUUCCGGCCGCGAGUCGGUGGAGCUCUGAGGAGCAAUAAUUUUUCAAUUAGACGCCUGCAAUUUCAAUCUACAAUCGGUAGAGGGAUUUCCUUUGAUUGUAAGAAAGUAGUAUCUGCUAUCCGUGCGACCGACUCUGAAAAUGACAUCGAGAUUUAUCCAGACGCCACUGGCGGUGAUUCUUCUGAUAAAGGGAUUCACGGCGAUGGAGGAGGUGGUAGCGGCGGAGGUAAAGGUGGUAGAGGCGAUAAUGAUGGCAAUAGCGGGGAGGGAGAGGAAUCUAAUGACAGCAGCCGGAAGAAAGCUUUGUCAAUGUCGCAGAAAUUAACUCUUGGAUAUGCAGCACUAGUAGGAGUUGGCGGCUUAAUGGGAUAUUUGAAAAGUGGCAGCCAAAAGUCGCUCAUGGCAGGGGGAGUCUCAGCCUCACUGUUACUUGUCGUUUAUAAACUGCUCCCCAGCAACCCUGUUCUUGCAUCGUCUCUGGGUCUUGGCCUGUCUGCUUCGCUACUGGUAGUAAUGGGAUCUCGUUUCAAGAAUUCGGGGAAGAUAUUUCCAGCCGGUAUCGUAUCUCUCGUGUCGUUUGUAAUGACUGGAGGUUACAUGCAUGGAAUUUUACGUAGCGCGCAUUGAAUGUAUGGCGUUUGAUGAAAAACUGGUGAGGAUAGUCAUAAACUGUAAUCGGCAGAUGUGGUUGUUGCUGUAGAAUCCUUUUUUCUGUGGAUUGGAGUCUUAGAUCUGUGGAAUUGAUUUUGAUGUGCCUUCAACUUUGUUCUUCAAGUACCUUUAUGCAACCAUAUGAACAAUGGUAAUAAUACUAGACUUUCAAUGUUCAAAGGUUAAUGAACAGGCUUGUUCUUGUUC
Molecule: messenger RNA, 953 nt
Organism: Cucurbita pepo subsp. pepo (vegetable marrow)
Lineage: Eukaryota; Viridiplantae; Streptophyta; Magnoliopsida; Cucurbitales; Cucurbitaceae
Product: protein FATTY ACID EXPORT 2, chloroplastic
Biological process (GO): fatty acid transport
Cellular component (GO): chloroplast inner membrane
Molecular function (GO): fatty acid transmembrane transporter activity
Source: RefSeq, a predicted model, not a curated record